AUGAGUGAAGAGAAAAGGAAAAGACAAGCUAAAGCUUCAGUAUUAUCUGAAGAACAAAAAAAAGCUCAUCAUAUAGCAUCUGAACAAAAGAGAAGAGAGAAUAUUAGAUCAGAAUUUGAUAAAAUUGUUUCCUUAACUCCAACAUUGAAUGAAUCAGAAAAUAGGUCGGAGUUGAAUAUAUUAACUAAAUCAGCUGAUUAUAUUGAUACUUUGAAGUCAGAGAAUGAGAAAUUGGUGGCUUUAUGCAGAGAAAGAGGAAUUGCUAUCCCUGAAGAUUUAAUUUACACAGGUCCUGAUGAUAUUCAAGAUCUUGAUUUAGAAGAAAGUAAGAUAAAGGGAAAUAUUUAG
Messenger RNA from Yamadazyma jaroonii, 348 nucleotides. Lineage: Eukaryota; Fungi; Ascomycota; Pichiomycetes; Serinales; Debaryomycetaceae. The record is from the annotation of a GenBank genome assembly.